Messenger RNA from Porites lobata, 5127 nucleotides. The record is from the annotation of a GenBank genome assembly. NCBI's taxonomy places the organism in Eukaryota, Metazoa, Cnidaria, Anthozoa, Scleractinia, Poritidae.
CCUCUGUUAGGAGAUGACAUACAAAAAGGUUUGCUUGUUCGUCUUUUAUUCUUUUGAAAUUGACCGAUAUAGUAGAAGAGAUAUGGGUGUGGCAUGUGUCGAAAGGUGAAUAAGUAACAGGUCAUUAAGCCCCCAUUAACCCCCAGCUACUACAUAGCCCGCCAAUUCUGAAGUUUUUUUUUACCUUUUUCCCCCUAAAGAUAAAGAUUCCUAGUCCCUUAGAUAAAAGAAAUUGUAAAUACAGUAUGAUCUAAGCUACAGCAUACCCGUACGUUGUGAUAUAUUUAAUUGGAUGAUGACUGAGUUGUUCACCAAUCUCAGUAGCUUAUGCCGUUUAUCCGUCCUGCACUUGUGCCAACCCUUAAGCAUUCCAGUUAAUGGCAAAAAAAAAAACAGUGACAAAUUCCGUGUAUGUGGGUCAAGUGUCACAGGGCUGGUGAACAGCUGCAGCGUGCCAGCUCAUCAAGAAUCCAAUACUGCUUAAAAUUUGCUGAGAGAUUUUAAAGGUCACUGAUUAUGUGUUGAAUUAUGCUUGUUUAGAGUCUAGCCAAGCCAAAUGUAACCCCCCCACUGCAAAAUGCCAUUAAGAAAUUAAUUGAAUGUUUGAAAUUUUAAUCCAUUAGUUGUUUUAGAUUUCAGAUGCAUCGCUGCAUUCUAUACUGCAUGCGUGAUGAGCAUUGAAAUCACAUGUGAAGAAGUUCUGAAAUUUUUUUCUGGCUCAAUUUUCUUGAAUUUUGAUAAAGAUCAUAGCAUAGGUGUAUUCAAACAUUUUCAAACUGUAUGACUUAACUGAAUAGUACAGAAUACUCUGAGAUUAUCCUGGAGGUAGGCAAAUGCCUGGCCCCUGGAUAAUGAUAAAAUCUGAAUGCUUCACCCUCACAAUUAAAAUGCUCUACCAUUGGUCAGGGUUGGAGCAGGGUAUGGACACUACUUGAAUUGAGUGGUGCAUUUCUUAUAAUAUUAUACCAUUUCUACUUUUCUUGCUCAGGAUUCAAUGUUCAUUUUGUUCUAUUUCAUUUCUUUUUUUUUAAAUUUCCUCUUUGCUCUUUCCACUUCAUAAAUAAGGAUUAAUGUGUAUAAAUAUGUAACAGCUUAGGACUGACAGAUGUGUAUUUCAUUUUCUGUAAAUAAUUACAUUGUAAUUGCAGUUGUCUUUACUAUUUUAUAGGUGGUAAUGUUGCCAGCCAAAGUACUAGUGUAACUUUGUUAGCUGGCCUGGUAGCAUGCAUUUGUGUGCUAGCACUCAUAAAGUAUUAUUGUGGUGGCGGAGUGUGCAAGAGCAAUGCUCGGCUAGAUGGUAAGAAUUAAAAAAUAAUAAAACAAUGAAUGCAUGUAUGUAUCAAGUGUUCCAAACCUUCAGGGACAAUAUUGCUUCACCCAAAAGGAUGUAAAAGGGGUACUUUUUGCAGGUCUCACUAUAUGGAAAGGGUUGGGGAUUUGAUGAGUUGAAGUAUAUUUAUGAAAGGUUUGCAAAAUCUACUAUUGAUAUGUUUAAAUGGACCAUACGUUAACUGAACCAUUUUUGAAUUUGGGUGUAUCAUUUUAAUUUUGGUAAAAUCUUUCGCUAACUUCAUUCUAAGGGUUUAGAAAAGGUAUGUAAAAGGAAUACCAUUUUUCAAUGGAAGUACAGUGCUUACUGAAGUAAGCACGACCCUUGAAUAACACCACUCCACCUUCUCAUCAAAAAGCACUCAUUGUUAUUUAUUUUUAUUAUUUUAAUAUUUUAAAUUAUAACAUGUAAAAAAAAUGGUAAGGGGUUGGACCUUUGGACAGAAGUGCAAAACUUUGCUGAGUACUCCCCCCCCUCCCUCCCUGGGGGUGUCACCCCGACACAAACAUUGGUUUUUUAAAAAAACUUGCAGUAACCAAUGGUUGUGUAGGGGUGACAGUACUCAGCAAAAUUUUGCACAGGAUGGCUCUGCCCCAAGGUCCAUCCCCUUACCCUUAUAUCCUAUCUUUCAAUGAAAGGGUAUAACCCUUUCGUAUACUUUUUAUUGAAAAAAUAAAUGGUAGCCUUUCGCAUACUAGUUUAAAACACUGAAUAGAUCACUAAACCAGAAUGUUUUCACAGCCAUAAGUGCACCUGUUAGCCCUUUUAGGUCCUUUUCACAGACUGCGGCAAUGAUUGAUUUACCUACUCUUUUAUAAACCUCAAGAAGUAAGACCUUGAAGUACCUGAAGCCUGAACAAGGUACUUCUUUCGCAAGGAGCCUCCCAGUAUAGCUCAUUAUAGGGAGUACCUUCUGGGGGUGACUCUGCAUGAAGAAGUUGAAACAAUUAAACAAGUGCUUUUUUGAUUUUUUUAGGGAAGACUGCCAUAAUCACAGGCUCAAACAGUGGUAUAGGGAAGGAGACAGCACUGGAUUUUGCCAAGAGAGGAGCUAGGGUUAUCUUGGCUUGCCGAGAUGAGAAGAAGGCCUCAGAAGCUGCUAAGGACAUCAUUUCUGAGACUGGAAGUGAUAAAGUCAUCAUCAGGGUUCUUGACCUGGCCUCAUUUGAGUCUGUGAGAGCCUUUGCGAAGCUAAUUAAUGAAACUGAAGAGAGAGUAGAUAUUCUUGUUAACAAUGCAGGAGUUGGUCCUGGACCUUUACAGAUAACAAAGGAUGGUUAUGAAAGUAUUUUUCAAGUCAACUACCUGAGCCAUUUUUUGCUGACCUUGUUGCUGCUGGAGAAAAUUAAAAAGACUGCACCAAGUCGCAUUGUAAAUGUAUCAACAAACGCUCACACUUUUCCUUUCUUAAAAGUCCGGUUGGAUGAUUUCAAACCUACAGAGGAGUCUUUUAAUUCCUACACUCGCUGUUUUGAGUCCAAGCUUGCUCAGGUUGUGUUUACAAAGGAACUUAGCCGAAGAUUAGAAGGUAAGGAAGGAAGUCAAAGCACUGCAGCACACACUAAAUAAUAGUAUAACAAUUAUUAUAACUAAACAUUUUGAAGGUGUGUGUGGCUGAGUGGUUAACACCUCAAACUCUGGAUCUGGAGGUCCGGGGUUCAAGCCUCGCUGAUCGUGUUGUUUCCUUAGACAAGGAACUUUACUCCACUUUGUAGUUAGUAACUAAUUUUUCUAUCUGGCUCGAGAAAUAUGACUUUAAGUAGAGUGCAGGCAGAGUUGUAGCCAGGUUAGCUAGUCUGAAGUCUUAGCCAUCUCUUCACCCUAUCCCACCCCCUCAAUAGGUUGCUGAGCUAGACAGUCCCUCUCUCCCAUGUGGGGGUGGGGGUGGGGGGUGGGGGUUGGGAGGGACAAAGACGUGGCUGAUACUUCAAACUACCAAGUUGACAACAAAUUAUGCCUCUAAUAUAAUAUUAUAUCUUUAAGAGAACCGAUGUUCAGUUGAAUGUUGGCGCAUUUAACAAGAACAAUUAAACUAGCAUGAUACUUCAUGUUUUCAUGUUUCGAACAUCAUUAUCAAGUAUCAAAGCCAUUAAUUGCCAACUUUUUUAACAACUUUGAAAAUUAACAACUUUCACUCUUGAUAAUGAUGUUUGAAACAUCGAAACAUUUAGUAACAUUCUUAAGUUUAAUUUUUAUCUUUGCUUUACAACUAGUGAGUUCACCUAAGAUGCUUCAGUGAGGGUGCAGGUAAAGGGUACUUUCUUGACUCAUGAUCGACUCGUUUUGUUUCCCUUGAAAUGCGAAAUGGCAAUUUUUCUUCCCCGUGAUAGUGAUUUUCGUUGAUUUUCAUUAAGUAGCCGUGAAGCAUGGUUUUUGCAAAAUUAUUUUCAAUAUGAAAUGCAAAAAAGAUUCUCAUUUCGUCGUGAACCGUGAUUUUCAUUGAGUCUGAAUUGCUUUUUGUGUUUUUUGUGAAUUGUGAAAACACCAAUUUCUUGCCCGUGAAAUGUGAACUAGAACCUUGUUUACCACCCUCUUCAGUUUUCAUAGUUUUGUGGGUGCAGUUGCGACCCUAAAUAUUAUUGGUCCUUGGAACAAAGUCAUUGUGAUUACAGGCCACUUGCCUUAUCUGAGGCCCUGCCAGGGUAAAUUCCAACAAGCGACAUGGCCCAAAAAGUAGUGACAGCUUAAAAUGAAAUUGCGACAAGAGACAACCCCCCUCGACCAAAUUGCGACAGAGACGGCGAACAAGCGACAUGGGACCCCCUCCCCCCCCUGGCAGGGCUUCUUAUCUGAUGGCUAAAACCCUGACUCUCGGUCAUUUUGCCAGUUAUGUUGUGUUUUUACAUGGUGGUUUAAAAGAAGUACAUGGACACUUGUUUGAUGUUAGUAAAUUUGGCUUUCAUCUUUCUUUGGAAAGCCUGGCACAUUGGCUUUGGGCUUGAUUAACAGCUAGCUUCUUUUUAUACUGGGUCCAUAGUGUUCCACCCAUAUGCAUGGGAUGUGGGCACACGUGGAUCUACAGGCCCACAUUGCCAGACCGUAACCUGGUUUCUUUAUAGGGAAUAAUGAACUCCACUUGUUAUGUACAAGCUCAAGGCGCAGGAGCUGAUUAAGUUCAAUGUGCACAUGGGUGUUAGUGGCUUUUUAUUUUACUCCAGAAGUCUUGAACAUUGUCCGCUGUAAAGUGAACAACAGUCAUUCCACAAGUCACUUUCUUAAUUAGUACGUGUAUUUCAAGUUCUAAUCCUUUACUAGAAGUCCUAGAGCCCCAAUAUCCACAUACCACUGAGUUCUCUACGUUGAUCAUAUCUGUACAUUUCUUUAAACUAGUUGAGAGAAUUUACAAGAAGAUCAAAGUAUUUUCUCUUUGGUGAUCAUUUUAUUAAUUCUCAUAACUUUUUCUCUUGAUUGUGUAUUGACGAUGUCAGGAGAAAAUUGAUUUUGGUCACUCUUGGGUCUUAAAGGGUUAACUUCUUUUCUCAGGUACUGGGGUAACUGUGUAUGCCCUGCAUCCUGGUGGCGUUGCAACCGAAAUUUGGCGAAACUGGAAGUUGUUUACCAAUCCUUUUACCAAACCGCUGAUACGAAUCAUUACAUUCCUGUUUUUCAAGACCGGCAAGCAAGGGGCACAAACCACAAUCUACUGCUCAGUUGCAGAAGAGCUGGCUAAUGUCUCCGGUCUUUACUAUAUGGACUGCAAAGUCAAAGAGUGCAGUAAACUUGCAAAAGAUCCUGACCUGGCUAAGAAGCAGUGGGAAGUGAGUGAGAGAAUAACAGGAGAAUUCUGGAAAGACUGA